Molecule: messenger RNA, 1261 nt
Organism: Manduca sexta (tobacco hornworm)
Lineage: Eukaryota; Metazoa; Arthropoda; Insecta; Lepidoptera; Sphingidae
Exons: 7
Coding region: 34-864 (276 amino acids)
Source: RefSeq, a predicted model, not a curated record
GAUUUUUUGAGGUACUUCCAACGUCAAGGAUGGAUGGAGGAUACGCUGCUGAUUGUCAUGGGAGACCAUGGAGCUAAAUACGACACCUUAAGGAAAACGUACCAAGGAAGAAUAGAAGAACGUCUUCCCCUAGUAGCGGUAAGGUUACCAUCGAAACUGGUAAAGGCGCGUCCACGAGCCCUCGCAUCGUUAAAGGCGAACGCAGAAGUACUGACCUCGCCAUACGAUCUGCACACGACCUUACUCGACGUGGUGGGGCUGAUGAAACACAAGAGCCAACACUAUGUCCCGGGAUCUGAUCUGCCGCGUGGGAUGAGUUGGCUGGGGCCUAUCCCCAAGUCCAGGUCUUGUGGGGAAGCAGGCAUCUUGCCACAUUGGUGUGCAUGUGCCAAAUGGAGGAACAUGUCCACAUCGAACGUCAUGUACAAGAAGGCAGCCGCAUAUCUAUUAGAUUAUAUCAAUAACAUGACUCGUGAAAGGAGAGACGUAUGCCUGGAGAGGACGUUACAAUCGAUACAGUGGGUAUUAAUCUAUAUGCCGCAUAGAGAAAUGCUGAAGAAAGUGGAAAGGGGUAUGUUUGGAGUCGGCAAGCCUGUCGUCGGCAUCGACAAACGGCAGUAUCAAGUUAAAAUAGUAACCGACCCUGCUGAUGGUAUGUUUGAAGCAUCCAUGGUGUAUUACGUCAGGGAGAGGUAUUUUAUGAUGAGCGAAAAGGAUGUGUCCAGAAUUAACGCAUACGGCCAUGAACCCCACUGUAUCGAAGCAACUCACCCGCAUCUGCUCAAGUACUGCUAUUGCAAUAACACCGAAUGGAUGACUGAGACAUCUACACCAGACUUUAAUAAGGCAAAACAGUUGCACUAAGGUAACAGUCCACGUGAUUAAUGGUGUCCAAUCAGCGGUAACAUCACAGCAGUGUACUUUAUUAAGGUCUACGCAGACGGCGUUAUUCGAACGCGCUGACAACGCGCGUUAUAUCCGCCCUAGUUUUUAAAGUAAAGUUUUUGUUUUAUACGGGUGCAACGAAGUGACUGUUGAGAUUAGGUAAGCGGAAUUACGUCCAAAUAGACAGUCCAGGAGCAUCGACUGGCGAGAGAAAAUUAUCCCUCAGUCGACAUAACUAUGCACUGUUCGAAAUUAAAUAUUAUAUAGUUUCUGUAUAGCGUGUACGUUUUAAUUGCAUUUAAAGCGCGUCGUCAGCGCGUUUAUAAACGUCGUGUGCGGAGAUCCUUAUGCUAUCGCGGCCAGAAUAUGGCUUACU